Molecule: messenger RNA, 780 nt
Organism: Anastrepha obliqua
Lineage: Eukaryota; Metazoa; Arthropoda; Insecta; Diptera; Tephritidae
Exons: 1
Coding region: 120-716 (198 amino acids)
Source: RefSeq, a predicted model, not a curated record
AAAGCAUGUCAUAAUCGCCCAGAACUAGUUGCAUCAUGUAAACAAAUUUCAGGUACAAAUUUUAUAUGAGAACAAAGGCGCAAGGACGGAAAUAAAUUUAAGUUCGACGAAAUUGAAUAAUGUCAUAUUUACUAACUGAAAUAGCUCUCGAAAUGUUAGGUUACAAGUUUUAUGAUAUUGAUGGGAAGUUCGGUCCUACAAGUUUUCAACAAAUUGGCAUUGUUCAGCAAUCUCAAUCAAAUGAAUUUUCGGGUGAACUUCUACAAACAAUUAUCGGAUUUGAAACAGAAAAUUUGAAUGGAAAUAUUUCAACAGAGAGCAAUCGCGAAAGUACUGUCGAAGGUGUACAAUAUUGCAAUGAUUUAGAUAUUCCAGAAAAAAAAUCUGGUCAUACGCGUACUUUCUCUGCUGGUUUGAAAAAGCUCUUGGAUCUUGAAUACGAGAGACUUCGCAGUCAAGUAGAACAAACGGUACAUCGUGAUACAGAAAGUUUUAUUGAUAAAAACGGUGGUAUUCCAAUGGAAGGCGCAAUGCAAGAUAUCCUAAAGACUUUUAUGCUUAGAGAAAAGGAUAAAUUGGAGAAGGAGGCGCAAACAUUGCAAUGUUUUCGAAAACUGGUGGAAAAAAGCACAUUUAAAAUGGACCAGGAUGUUUACAAUCAAUAUAAAAAAGUUUUCGUUGCAAGUAAUAAAACAAAAUCAGCUUGUGUAGAUUGACUUUGGAGAGUAUAAAUAUAGUUCGGUAAAGAUAAUUUGAGUUGUACAGUGGUUUGAAUAUUUA